UGCCGUGGUUUCUCAAACCAUCUUCGGCUAACACCUAGUCGCGGCUGUUGUUAACAUUUCGUUGCGUGAAACUGAAAAACCCAGCAUGUUAUUUUUCACGUGUUUACUGAAAUGAAAACAGAGUGUUAUUGAACUCGUUUUGGUUUCGUAGUUUAUCUUAUUCAGUCGAAGUUAGCUGGACCGCUAAUGCUAACGCUCAACGAGUGGAAAUGUUUAAAGCCAAAAUACUCUUUAUUGGUCCCAACGAGAGUGGGAAAACGGUUCUUGCAAAUUUUCUCUCCGAUACACUUGAAAAUGUGGGAGGUGAAUACAGACCCACUCAAGGAGUAAGGAUCCUGGAAUAUGAGUCACAACUUGGAAGUAGUGGUGACAAUGUGAAAUGUGAAGUUGAACUUUGGGACUGUUCGGGAGAUUUUAAACUUGAGUUGUGCUGGCCUGCACUGAUGAAGGACUCCAGCGGUGUGGUGAUCAUUUUUAAUCCCGACGUUCCGAGUCACCUCAAAGAAAUCGAGACAUGGCAUUCGAUGUUCAUCUCCUCCCAGGGUUUGCAGGACAGCCAGUGUUUACUCAUGGCUCACCAUAAGCCCGGCAGCGGAGUAGAAGACGAACGGCUGCCUUUAGCCCCACAUUUGGCCAGACUGCCGCUUAUUCACUCCAACCUGGAGGAGGAACCAGAGGAUGUGAGGAAAGCUUUCUGCAGAUACUUGGGAAAUGUCAUAAAAACAAUGUCGGAAAGUCGAGAGCAAGAGGAGAUGUCCAUCAUUACAUAGCAGCAAAAUCUAUAAAAUAUGCAGCUUAUUGAAGAAAUUUUUUGUUGGCACUGGCAAUCUGACAUUCACGAACUCUUCAGCAUUUAUAAAGUUAUGAAUUAUACAUCUUUGCUCUCAUUCAGCUGUGCAUGAAAUAUUCCAAAAUCCAUUGCAAACUUUUUAGCAAAGUAUUUUCCCACAGUUAGGUGUUUUUGUUGUGAAUAAAAUAUGAACCUACUCACUCUGGAAAUUAUACUCAAGAGACACCAAAUAAACUUUUCUGUCUAUA
Molecule: messenger RNA, 1038 nt
Organism: Plectropomus leopardus (leopard coralgrouper)
Lineage: Eukaryota; Metazoa; Chordata; Actinopteri; Perciformes; Serranidae
Gene: ift22
Product: intraflagellar transport 22 homolog (Chlamydomonas)
Source: RefSeq, a predicted model, not a curated record